Salvelinus fontinalis (brook trout) is the source of this 1388-nucleotide messenger RNA. RefSeq names its product proteasome (prosome, macropain) assembly chaperone 2 (gene psmg2). Gene Ontology annotation, cellular component: cytosol; nucleus. The record is from RefSeq and is a predicted model, not a curated record. Gene Ontology annotation, biological process: proteasome assembly. The transcript is spliced from 7 exons. The coding region runs from base 122 to 907 and encodes 261 amino acids. Lineage: Eukaryota; Metazoa; Chordata; Actinopteri; Salmoniformes; Salmonidae.
GCCAUCUUUGUUCUUAAAGGUCCAUUUCCAGCUUGCAAGAAGCGAAAGUAAAUGGGAAAUUAUUACAACCAAAAUACUCUGAAAGUGGAACAGUAAUUAAGUUGUUUAAUUCUCAACAUACAUGAUGUUUGUCGCGGCAGAAUGCACCCCAACGUCUUUUAAAGACUUUACCCUGAUUAUGCCAGCAAUAUCUGUUGGAAAUGUGGGGCAGCUGGCAGUGGAUCUGAUUGUUUCUACGCUCAACAUGUGUCGAGUCGGAUACAUCCACACUGACUGUCUCAUCCCUAUGGCAGGGAACAACCCUUAUGCUACAUUAGCUGAGAACGCCAACGACCUCAGUACCAAUGCAGAAGUGUACUCUUCUCCAGAGUUGAGGUUGGCAGUUCUUCAGAUCAGAACCCCAAUUGUCCAGACAAAGUCCAAGAAGUUCUGUAAGCUGAUGGUGUCUUGGAUCAAAGCCAGUGGUUUCUCCAGAACCGUAGUGCUGUCCAGCAGCCAUGCUUACCAGAGGGAUGACCAACAGCUACUGGGCACUCCCCUGCGUUACCUGCAGACUCCCUCCAUGCAGAAGGUGACUGGUGACCGGCUGAAGGAGAUGGACUGGAAGGAGAUGGAGACAAUAUCUACCUUCCCUGGAGUUACCGACUCAGAGCAGCGCCUCUAUAUACCUGGAGGGGGCGCCACUAAAGGCCUCUUCACUGACAGCUGUGCUGAGGACAUUCCUCUGGUGGUGGUGCUGAUCUUCUGCUCUGAAGGAGACAACGUCCCAGACGCCUUCACUCUCCUGAACCACCUCAACACCUGGCUCCACCUAGUGGACGCUCCUGCCCAGACGCAGCCAAAGUGGAGGAUACCAGCAUCAUGGAGGCUUCUCUUUGGCAGUGGCAUCCCCCCUGCCCUCUUCUAAAUCACCCAGUGGUAUCCCCCCCCCCCCCCCCCAACACUCUUCAAUUCCCCCCUUCUAAAUCACCCAGUGGUAUCCCCCCCCCCCAACUCUCUUCAAUUCCCCCCUUCUAAAUCACCCAGUGGUAUCCCCCCCCAACUCUCUUCAAUUCCCCCCUUCUAAAUCACCCAGUGGUAUUCCCCCCCCCCAACUCUCUUCAAUUCCCCCCUUCUAAAUCACCCAGUGGCAUCUCCCUGCUCUGUCCUAAAUCCCCCCCCCCAACUCUCUCAAUCCCCCCCCCCCAUCUAUUUUCUAAAUCUGUGCCCCCCCCCCCUCUCCAGAGAUUGGUGACUCGACCCAGAAUAUAGAAUGGUCUGAAUGCUUAGAAAAUCAUCUUUGGUGUUAUGAGUCCGGGUUUAUAGACCUGAAGUGUGCGUGGUGGUUGUCAUUACCUGGUGAUGAGAAUCAAUAUUUACUGUAUGGUUAUUAAACGUAUUAAAUCAUC